This is a messenger RNA of Notodromas monacha, 1825 nucleotides long. NCBI's taxonomy places the organism in Eukaryota, Metazoa, Arthropoda, Ostracoda, Podocopida, Cyprididae. The record is from the annotation of a GenBank genome assembly.
AGCUACCCGAUUUCCCGUGUUCACCCCCGUGGGUUCAACUGCUGUACUUGCACUGCGUAAUCGAGGAGCGUACCUCGUCACAGGUGUUGGAGAAUCUCCGCAGUUGCUCUCGUGAGGUACAACACUCGGCUUCCGUUUGAUCGGCGCUGUCGGCUCAGCAUCAAGGAUCGCAUUACCUACCAUGAGUUCCGAGUCAACAGACAACCUAAACUCCUACGAGAAGAUGCAAGAAAUCGCAGAUUUCAUUCUGGGACAGACAGAGAUCCGACCGAGGAUCGGUAUAAUAUGUGGUUCAGGUUUGAGUGGAAUCGGGGAUCUUUUAUCCGAGAAGCGAACGAUCCCUUACACGGAAAUUCCCCAUUUCCCAAAAUGCAAGGUCAGUGGUCAUCGUGGUGAACUUUCGCUUGGACUUCUCGAAGGAGUGCCAGUGGUCUGCUUCCAAGGCAGGUGCCAUUACUAUGAAGGCUUCGGCAUGUCCGAGGUGGUGCUCGCAACUAGAAUCAUGAAAUUGCUGGGGGCUAAAAUCAUGAUCGUGACAAACGCAGCUGGAGGCCUGAACCCGAGCAUGAAAGUGGGUGACAUGAUGAUCAUCAAGGACCACUUGAACUUUUUGGGGUUGUCCGGAAUCUCUCCACUUCGCGGCAGCAACGAAGAUCGGUUGGGUCCAAGAUUUCCGUCCCUGACGGAUUUGUAUGACGGCGGAAUCCGCCAGAUCGCCAGAGCUGUCGCCGUUUCCAUGAAUAUUCAGCAUGAGGUUCACGAAGGUAUUUUAGCCGCUCUGGGUGGUCCGAGUUACGAGACCGUCGCCGAAUUGAAGUUUCUUCGGUUGGCUGGCGUGGACGCCGUUGGGAUGAGCACGGUGCACGAAGCGAUUGCUGCUCGUCACUGCGGAAUGCUCGUGUUCGGCUGCAGUCUCAUCACCAAUGAAUGCAUCGUGGAGUACGGGACGAAUAGAGAACCUAAUCACGAAGAAGUGAUCGAAGCAAGCAAAAACGGUGCCAAUAAAUUUGCGACGUUCAUCUCGAAACUUGUCAGCGGUCUUCGGCAGCAAGAUACAAUUGCCUGAACUCAGCAGUUCCUCGCUUCGGGCUUGCCUAAAAUUGUAGGAUAAAAAUCUCUGACAGCUGCGCGUCUUCGUGGUUACAGUACACUUCUGGUAGAAAUGUGCGCGUUGUCAAUUUCGGUAUUUCGUUACGGCGGAAAAAAAAAAGUUUCUAUUUGAUGCCUGAAAGGCGAAACGGAUUCUCUGCUGAUGGCCGGGUUGAGGGCUGUAUGCUACUCGUUCAGGGACAAAAAUGCUGAAAUUUUCAAAAACGCAGUUUGUUCAUGAAUAUCUUACACUUGAUCUUAAACCUCAUGAUUAUUUUAUGAAUAAAACUGGAAUAAAGCGUGUCAGCAGAUUUCAACGAUAGAACGUUGGGAAAUGGGAGACGAUCGCUGAAUGUGUCGCAGAAGGGACGUACUGUACUUGUAGAAUAUUGUAUUUGCGCGUGUUUUUUUCCUUGUUUCAAAGAAAUGAUGGAUUUUGACCUUGAUGUACCGUGGUCGCAUCGCACCGUUAAGUACCUUUGCUGCAUUUUUAAUGCGCUCUGAACGGAAUUAUCGGAGUGUUUGUCUCGCUGCAUGAAGAUUGAUUUCCUUGUAUACGCGCGGAAAGAGACCAAGUACUGUACUACUGUAAACAAACAUUGUACCCUAGGUAGCAGAUGUCACAUUUACUCGAACUCGGGGAACUGCGUCCGCAAAAAAUUUGUCAUUCUACGUUUAAAACCAUGUAAAAUUGUUCACAGUAUUCCAGAUAUAAAUGCUUCAAUAUAAUUCCCUG